AUGGCAGAAGAAGAACAACAAGGAGAAUACACUCUUGUGACUGAGUCAGGUGAGACUUUAAAGAAGUCAUAUGGUUAUACUGGUAGGGCUACAGCUACCUAUCCAAACGGUGAUGUUUACGAAGGUCCAUUCGUUAAUGGGCAAAGACAUGGCGAUGAGGGAGUCUAUAGAUAUAACAACAUCAAGAAAGAGGGAGGCAGUGAAGACCAAGAAAAAGACAACUAUAGAGGUUAAUGGGUUGAAAACCUGAAGCAUGGCAUAGGUAAAAUGGUCUAUGUUGGUAAGGGAACCUAUUACGGUUACUGGGAAAAUAACCUUAGAAACGGCGAGGGAGUCAUGACUUAUGUAAACUAAGAUGUCUAUUCAGGUAACUGGAAAGAUGGGCAAAAGCAUGGACAAGGAACUUACGUAUUCUUUGAAACUGGAAUGAAGUUCGUUGGAAAGUGGAGCAGUGGCCAAAUUUCACAAGGAGAGUGGAAAUAUCCCAAUGGCACUAUGUUCACUGGCAAGUUUGAUAAUAAUAAGCCAAAAGGAAAGGGAAAGUGGCAAUUUGAGAACGGAAAUGUAGUUGAAGGUGAAUACAGUCAAACCAAGAGAGCUGAUGUUGAUGUAGGUGAUGAUAUUAGACUCGCAUGGAAAACUACCUCUGAUAUCACAAAAGCCCCAGCUGAAUGA
Stylonychia lemnae is the source of this 675-nucleotide messenger RNA. The record is from the annotation of a GenBank genome assembly. Lineage: Eukaryota; Ciliophora; Spirotrichea; Sporadotrichida; Oxytrichidae.